Camellia sinensis is the source of this 1026-nucleotide messenger RNA. NCBI's taxonomy places the organism in Eukaryota, Viridiplantae, Streptophyta, Magnoliopsida, Ericales, Theaceae. The record is from RefSeq and is a predicted model, not a curated record.
UUUCUUUCAUUCCCAUUUUCAUCUCAUUUUCUGCCUAAUACCCCCAUGUUUCUCUCCACAACAUCAUUUUCUUUCACUUUCUCAUCCACUUUCUUUUCCUUCUCCCACCCUAUAGUCCCUCUUCUCUCUCUCCUCCACUGACCUGCAAAUCUUUUCUCCAUAUAGUCUCUCUACUUUCCCAAAAACGCCUCUCUCUCUCUCACUCAAGUUCAUUUUUCUUGGUCAUGGUUAUGUUCACAAGUAGUACUGUGUGUGUGGUGGAGAAGUUGGACAACCAGCUACCACCACUAGUGGAGGCGCCACCACUGGUGGUGGUGGUGGAGCAGAGCCACUCGACUCACCGGUCAAUCGAGACACUGGUAGUUGUGCUGGCAGUGAUAACCAUACUUGGUGUUAUUGCUGGGAUCAUUGCCAGGCUAUGCGGCGGAAGACAUUUGGGCGGCACAGGAGAGCAUGACAUUGAAGGAUGGGUGGAGAGAAAGUGCCGGAGCUGCAUUGAUGCCGGAGUACCGGCUGCUCCACCACCACCGCCGCCGCCGCCACCACCAGCACCAGCUGAAACAAAGGCUGCAGCCACAGAAGAAGCAAAGAAGUGAGAAGAGAUAGAGACAGAGACUAUAAUUAACAUGAGUUGAUCAUUACAGGUAAGUUAGGGGAACAUUUGAGAGAGAGAGAGAGAGAUUAAAAGAGAUUUGAAGCAUCAUUUCCACCAUUUGAUUGUAAUGAAGGGGGUGGAGUGGGGGAAGAGUAGUCUAGUAGUGACUUAAUUAAGUAGAAUCUGUAGCUUGCAUGCUUUCCAAAUCAGAUGAGAUCAUUUUUUGUGCCCUUCAUUUACUAUUUAUUUUAUUUUAUUUUUUAUGAGGCAUCUAGGGUUUCAUCCAAACUAAUUUCUGGGUAUAUGUAGUCUUUCCGUUCUAUAUAUACUUAGGUAAAGUGAUAAAUGAUAUAUUUAACCAUUGAUUUACUCUUAAGAUUCGAACUUACGACAUUCUCUGAGUUUCCUGUUUUAAUAAGCUCUUUUUAUCA